Messenger RNA from Spodoptera littoralis (African cotton leafworm), 915 nucleotides. The record is from the annotation of a GenBank genome assembly. Lineage: Eukaryota; Metazoa; Arthropoda; Insecta; Lepidoptera; Noctuidae.
AUGGAGGACGAAACGUCUCAGGAAACAAUAACAGAGGAAAUAAAGUUUAAACCAAGAAAGAAACAUAACCUUCGUCAGCGUAUCAAAGAUGAUGAUGAUUCUGACGACGAACAACACAUCUUGACUAAAUUGGAAGAAACAAAGGUGUUACAAAAACUUCGAGAACGGCCUAAUGGUGUUAGUGUGAUUGCUUUGGCUACGGGUCAAAAGACAACAAUUGAGGAAGAAAUUACUUGUAAGGACCCAUUUAAGGUCAAAUCUGGUGGUAUGGUGAAUAUGCAGGCAUUAAAGAGUGGUAAAGUUAAGCAAGUCGAUGAUGCAUACGAUACUGGCAUCGGUACGCAGUUUUCUGCCGAAACUAACAAACGUGACGAAGACGAGGAAAUGAUGAAAUAUAUUGAAGAACAAUUAGCGAAACGAAAAGAAGGACGUAAUGAAGACACAAAAGAAUCUGAACAAAACGAUGCUUUGAAAUACUUAUCACCCGAAGAAGCUGCAUUAUUGUCUCUUCCUGAACAUCUGAGGGUUUCAUCAGCACAUCGCUCCGAGGAGAUGCUGUCUAAUCAGAUGCUCAGUGGUAUUCCUGAAGUAGAUUUGGGUAUUGAUGCAAAAAUUAAAAAUAUUGAGGCUACAGAAGAGGCUAAAAUGAAACUGCUUUGGGAGAGGCAUAAUAAAAAAGACUGCCCUUCACAGUUUGUGCCCACUAACAUGGCAGUGAAUUUUGUACAACAUAACCGGUUUAACAUGGAUAGUGAUAUUGCUAAAAAACGUAAACUUGAGAAGCCAGAAGUGGCCAAGACUGAAAGUAGUGUUAUAGAUGAUAAUGUAGAUAAAAUAGUGAAGAAGGCUAAAGGUGAAAGAGCUACUGACGAUUAUCAUUAUGAAAAGUUUAAGAAACAGUUUAGAAGAUACUAA